Messenger RNA from Symbiodinium necroappetens, 4609 nucleotides. Lineage: Eukaryota; Dinophyceae; Suessiales; Symbiodiniaceae. The record is from the annotation of a GenBank genome assembly.
AUGUGCGCAGAUGGCUACCGGGGCCAAGGCUGCACGAGCUGCAGCGAUGAGCAUGCCAUGGCGGACAGCAGUGUGUUCUCGUGCACUGCGUGCAGCAAAGACCGUCGUGUGCAGGCGGUGCAGUGGAUCACGUUCCUCUCUCAGCGCACCUUCCUUUUCGCAAUCGGAGCUCUGAGCGCCUUUGGAGCCAAGAAGGCUGGGGACCUGAAGCAAAGCAGCAUCUACCUGAACCAGCUGAUGGCCUUUGCCACCAUCUCCAACACGAUCCUGGCUGCCGUGUUGCAGACCCAGACGGCGAAGGACAUCAAAAGCACCGCCGCCGCCCCGCCGGCAUUUCGGGCGAACUUCUUCUUCAAUGCUGCGGUGCACACCGCUGAGGAGGGACCCGAGGUUAUCCCAAGAUGCAUCGCACUGCCCGGCGCAAGAUCUGUACGCAGCGCCUCCUCACAGUGUCUUUUGUCUUACCUCGGCUACGAGAAGACCUUGUGGCUUGGUCGCAGGCUUAUGAGCUCGCGUGGGCGAGUGAAGAAGAAGCCUGGAUUGAGGGUUGUGAACACUCGGUCUCCUUCACUAGGUACAUUACAGAUUGGUGUGUUACCUUACAGCUUUUGGGAUUUUGGCGCUACGUACCAGUUUAUUGGGGAAUACUGGGGUUCAACAUGCAACGCAGUGGGUCGUUUGGAGUGCAUUACGCUGGGAAGCGGUGGGGCUCACGCCCAAAUCCUCCUCAAAGGCACGGACAGUCAGGAGUUGAAAGCCUGGGCCGAGAGUGUGGUGAUGAGCGGAAGCAUCCCAGAGAUGUCCGUGCACCUUUACCCCGCAAACUGCCCCAAAACCGCACUCGCUCGAGGAGCUUUGCACGGGACAGCCGUGCGCAGCGAGGACACUGGGGCAGCGUGGGCAUGGAAUGUAGAGAAGAUCGUAGCCCCAGUCGAGUUAGGUGGGGAAGGCGCUUUGGAGAGGGAUAUACGAGACAUUGCCCAAGAGAGGAGAGAGCCAGCUAUUCACAAAGAGAGCAGAGAAGCCGACCGCGAAAAUCUCAAAACAGGCCACCGCAGCUUCAAAGGAACACCACUGGACACCAAGUGCAGUGUCCGAAGCCUUCUGAGGAAUCGGCGGAAGAAGAAAAAGAAAUCAAAGAAGGCAAAGAAGGAUCGCCGAAGCGGAAAGGGACAUCACAACGAAAGCAGCAGCAGCCAGAGCAACAACACCAUCAGUUCCAGCAGCAGCGGCGGGACCAUCAACUCCACCGAUUCAGAGCACCCUUUCAAGGAAGGACACCGAGUGAAACGCUUGGCCAAGAAAAUCCCCGGCAUUCUAUGUCGACACGCUCUAGACGAGAUGAGCCGCUUGCUAGUCCAACACGUGGGAGAGGAGAGUACAACAGAGAUGAAGCCUGUUCUCCUUCGUUAUUUGCGUCUCCAUGUUAUGAUGAAGAGUCUUCUUCCGGCACAGAAGAGGGAACUGUUGACCUUGGGAUAUGCUGUGGACAAGUUGCUUCGUCGGGAUGUGUUGGGGGCCCUGGACUUGAUGAUUCAGCGCGUCAAAGCUAUCGAGCUGGUACUCGGAGGAUCCACAUGGGCAGUCGCUCAGAAUUUAGAGCUCGUUCCGUUAGAGCAGGAAAUGAUAGCCAGCAUUGCCGAAGCCCAGGGCGAUUGGAAAGGCAAGAAGGGAGAUGGAAAGAAGGGCGAUGGGAAGCGGAAGUGGGGCGUGAAGGGGGUAUCGGUCCAUCCUUGGGAGCCCCCAAGGACACCCGGUGCGAUGGGAGAGGGUUUUAUCAGUGAUUCACUGAGUUUGAGCGCUGUUAUUCUGGAAACAUUGUUGGGCGGAUGUGAUUGUGGCUUCAGUUCCGUAGUGUCAAAAUUCUGCGAAGGGAAGGAAGCUUGUAUGGUUGGGGAGAGAGCUGCGAGAGCCAGUAUCUUUCCUCUGCCCCUGCCCGACAAUCAAGACAUUACAACAGCGCGUGAGAAGAAAGAUGGAAAGAAGUUGUGGCUCUUCCUCCUACUGGUUGGUUUGAACUAUUUGAAUGCAGGGCAGCAAGCACCUCUUCAGAGUUUCAAGCCUAGCAGUGUUCAACAGGGUAUUUUGGACUAUUUGGACGGUCGGGUGGACGCCUUCUUGUCCCACAGCUUCAAUGUCAGCAAAUUCGAUUGGGGAAAGUUCCUUCGGACAAAGACCAUCAGCUACACCAAUGAGGAGGUUAGGACUGCCAAAUGGACCAGCUGGAAAAACAUCAAACCUGCCCUGCCCUACGGGCACAUUGGAGCCAUCCCAGCAAUAGAGCUCGCGGACGGUGGAGUGUUGGACUUGCUCUCGGACCCAAGGAGAUAUCUUCGUCCUAACUGGGACCAACACGCCGUUCGCAGCUCAAGGGUCAUGGUUACGGAUGAGGAUUGGGGCGAGCUGGCGCGAGGGAUGGUGGAAUUCAACCUAUGUUCUGUUUUGCCCAAGUCCGCCCUUGCUUGUGCCUCGGGUCAUGUCAUUCACAACGGGCUGUUUGGGGUCGAAAAGGGUGAAGAAGUCGACGGCGUUGAAGUUCACAGGCUGAUCAUGAACCUCAUUCCGAUGAAUUCCGUGAGCAUGCCGGUCGUGGGUGAUGUUGCCACACUCCCACUUCUUCACCAAAUGUGUGUCCUCCAACUACAUCCUGACGAAGAACUCGUCGUGAGCUCUGAGGAUAUCCGGUGCAUGUUCUACAUUUUCAGUUUGCCGCCCGUUUGGUUGCCUUUUCUAUCAUUCAACAAGCCUGUCCCAGCUGAUUUGGUUCCGCCACAUGUUCAGGAAGAAUGUUUCUUGUGCGCCAAGGUGCUGCCCAUGGGGUAUUUGAACAGCGUGGGUGAAUGGUCAAGGUCCUCGAGGGUCAUCCUUCAUCCGACCUACAGAGCUGACAUCGACGGAAAGCUGGGAACAGGUCGUCCAAAAGGGGAGAAGUUGGGGAAGUAUGUGAGCGCGGCGCUCUCCUUGCUUAGGAGGGCACGUUGCUCGCAAAAGGAAAUUCAGAUUGUUGGAGGAGGAGCAGUGCAGUCGGAAAUUUUGGUUUUCCUCGCCUUGCUUCUGCUUGCGCACCUGGAUUUUAGGAAAAAGUGUCGUGGACCACCCACGCUGACGUCAUACCUUACCGUAUUUGCGCCUCUCAGCUCUCCCCUUGCAGAAGAGAUCGAUUUUACUGGGUUGACUGGUCAAGUUCACUAUCCCAGUGGAUGUCGCUUCAUCAUGUCUUGCACCAGCCAGCCGGAAUUCACAAAUGUGACCCUGAAUCACUCUCCAGGUGGCGAAGUGACCGCGCUUCGUUUCGAGGAUGUACGGCUCAAUCUCCUUGGAAACGCAUGGAGCGUUGCCGUCGUGGGAUUUCUUCUCUUACAACUUUUGAGACCUCGUCAGCUCUGUAUGCUCUCGAGUUUGCAAGAACUCCUUUCAACUUUGUACGGUGACAAGCCUGUCUUUUCUGAUGCCCUUUUGAGUUGGCAUUCGCUACGCUCGAAACAGUGCUGUCCUGGCACUGACACGGGCAAAGCUUUAGCUGCAAAGUUAAUGACUUUACUUUCUAGCAAAGGGAGUGACAUCAUGAUUCAAAGCGGAACGGAGCCCCGUGACUUUCAACGUUUCCGCAACUCGAUCCCGGCCCGUCUCUGGUCGUGGAAAACCAUUACUGGUUGGCCAUGGCCCGACGGGGAGGCGGACCACAUCAACAGGUACGAGAUGCGUGCGGUGUACACGGCGCUGCGAUGGCGAGUUUUGAGGCGCAAAGAGUGUCGUGUGAGAUUCGUCCACUUGACUGACUCCAUGGUGAGUCUGCACGUAAUCAAUCGUGGACGUUCCAGUUCACGCAAGCUGCAAUCACUCAUGUACCGACUGUCCUCGCUACUUCUAGCUGCCGGCCUCCACCCUUUUCUUGCGUAUGUCUCCACCGACACCAACCCGGCCGACAGGAAAGUGGAACGGCAGCAGCUAGGAACUUUGCGAGCCAACACAGUCGCCACACGCACACGGCAGCGGUACGAUGCAGCACUCACAGCUUUCUAUUUGUAUGCACAAACACAACGCAUCCGCAUACCGGAUGAGCCAGAACCACUGGACUCCAUCUUUGCAGACUACAUCGAAUGCUUGUGGGAGGAGGGGGAAAGCUUCUCACUCGCCACUGAUGGGCUGUCCGGGCUACAGGACCUCAGACCCCGCCUUAGGGGCAAGUUAGCGCUGUCCUGGCGCCUCGUUCGCACUUGGCAGCGAAAAGAGAUCCCGCACCGAGCUCCCCCGUUGCCAGAAGAUGUCCUGCAAGCCCUUUGCGGUUAUUUUCUUUUUCUCAACAAGCCCUUCCUCGCACUCGCUCUCGAGGUGGCUUUUUAUGGCGUUUUGCGGACCGGUGAGCUUUUACACCUCACUGCGAAUCAAGUGGAGGUUUCACCCUCUUUUGAUUGUGCGGUGCUGUCACUUGGGGCUACCAAAACCUCUCAGCGCUCUGGUGUGAGUGACUCCGCUCUUUCGGCGCUCCGCCUCACGAGCUGGGCUUUUCGCCCGUUUCUGAGCCUCCUUUACAACGUUUCUUCGCCCUUUACUGUCAGCAAGGGCGAUCGCUUCGCAACACCAGGGGCCGUGGAUAGAACUCCGCUCA